AUGCGUUCCACACUCUUUUAUUCGGUGCUUGCCAGUGGCAUCACAUCAGUUUUUGGAGAUGCGAGCAUUUCUACAUUUCCCAACUCCUUGACCUUAGCAGCUAGUUUCGAUCCCAUCAAAGCAGCCUACUGGACUGGUCUCCCUCACCAUCGACGAACUCCUUUCUCCGUUUCUCCCGAUGGAAAUUCGGCCUAUCUCGCCUAUCUCGAUAGUUCAUAUGCUAAAGUAUAUGUCCAACAAGUUUCCUUGAGCGAUUUCAGCGCCGUCGGAGAUGCGGUUUUUGUUACAGCAUAUGAAGCUACUGGAUUGGUGGCUCAUAAUGAUGGGUUUGCCUUGAUGGCAACAGUCAAUGCGACGGGCACCACCGAUCUUCCGACCGAUGGUUCCCCCAUCGUUUCGAUUAUCAGAUAUACGAAUGGUACGAAGACUUGGGAGACGGCUUUGAAUGGUCCGGGUGUUGAUGCUUCGGAUGGGUUGACUUCUACUCCUGAUGCCAAUGGUGAUCUCGUUUAUUCGGCUACUGCUGGUUUGUAUGCUGGAUAUUUCGUUGUUGAAGCCUAUACUGGUUACGCCGCUGGUCAUUUCGGAGAUUCCAUCAAAUACGUCGAUGAUUCCGGGGCUCUUCAGAACAUCUCAGGUGCAAGCAGUACGUUCGGUUGCUCCCACAACACAGGUAUUGGACUCGAAGCCGCCGACGCCGCUCCUUUCGCCAGUAUCUGCGCCGAAGACCAAGGCGACAUUUGGUUGAACACCGAAACUCAAUAUAUGUCCGGACAAAAGAUUGCCAACGAAAACACCACCAAUGGUGUUUCUGGCGAACCAAUGGGAGGCAUGUCCGGUUCAUACUCCAACUUAGCCUCUAUCCCUGGUUCCGAUGGUUAUAUAUUCGCCUGGCAAUCACGCGGUGCUCUCGAUCUCACCCUCAAUGAAUGGAUGGGAACUGGAUAUACUCAAUGUUCACCCAGAUGGCUCAACCACAACGUCGCCAUCUCGGUCAUGACCGAUAAACAGACACUCGCUGGCGCUGAAGCCUCUUCAACCGUUGGUGCAGCAGAAGGCGAUACUCAAUUAACCUGGAUCACAUAUUCAUCCACCGACGACCAUCAAAACGUGCAUAUCGCCGCCAUCAACUCCGACUACUCCAUCGUUACAUGGGAAACCCUCACCUCCCCGACCUGUCAAGCAGUACCUCUCGGCUGUACAGGUACAUACGCCGGUACAUCAUUCCAAAUCAUCGAUUCCAAAGGUGCAACAGUUGGAACCCCAGUUAUUUCAACAAGUGCUUUUGUGAGCGGUGAUAUUGUUACGAUUGGUACAGAUAAGGUUUGCUGGCCAUAUGUUGAUAUGACUUGGGAUUUGAGCGUCGCUAAUGAUAGUGGAACUCCGGUUUCGAAAAUGUCGUUUGCGUGUGUUAGUUUGAGUGGAGAUACUAUUAGUGUUGUUUCUUCCGUGGUUGCGUCUGACGUGGUUGCUAGCUCAGUCGGUAUCCUUGCUUCAAACUCUGUAUCUACCACCACUGGCAGCGCGCAAUUAUCUUCAUCAGUAGCUGCUAUCUCCACACAAGCUAUUUCCACACAAGUAUCCGCAUCGCUCGCAGCACAAAGCACCACUUUAGCCACCAGAAUAAAAAAAUAUAGCAAAUCUUCUGCUGCUUCUACCAAUAUUUCUAGCAAGGUUUCUAGCGAGCCGUCUGCUACCUCUGUUGCUGUCAGUGGUGACAGUGGCGAGAACAAUAUUGUAUGGGUUGAUGGUAAUGAAUGCGAGGAAUUUUAUUAG
Molecule: messenger RNA, 1776 nt
Organism: Sclerotinia borealis F-4128
Lineage: Eukaryota; Fungi; Ascomycota; Leotiomycetes; Helotiales; Sclerotiniaceae
Source: the annotation of a GenBank genome assembly